Jaminaea rosea is the source of this 1017-nucleotide messenger RNA. Its product is annotated as metal-dependent protein hydrolase. The coding region runs from base 1 to 1017 and encodes 338 amino acids. Gene Ontology annotation, cellular component: cytoplasm; nucleus. NCBI's taxonomy places the organism in Eukaryota, Fungi, Basidiomycota, Exobasidiomycetes, Microstromatales. The record is from RefSeq and is a predicted model, not a curated record. The transcript has 2 exons.
AUGUCCACCGCCCCCGCAGAAGCCAAACGCCCCAAGCUCGCAAGCUCUGGCGGCCUCGUAACGCACUCAGGCACCUUCCACGCCGAUGAAGCUCUCGCUGUUCACCUGUUGCGCAAAUUGCCCGAAUUCAAAGAGAUGCCCCUCACACGAACGCGCGAUCCGCAGAUAAUCAAUGACGCACACAUCGUAGUCGACGUUGGUGCCGAGUAUGCGCCAGAGAGGAGGAGGUACGAUCAUCAUCAGCGGGGGUUUGAGGAGGUGUUUGAUGCGGAGCAUAAGACGAAGUUGAGCAGUGCUGGAUUGGUUUGGAAGCACUACGGUCCCUCGAUCCUCUCUGCGCACCUCUCCCUCCCCACGUCAGACCCCACCAUCGCGCUCCUCCAUGCCAAGCUCUACGACGACUUCAUCGAAGCGAUAGACGGCAUUGACAACGGUAUCCCGCAGUACAGCGGCGUCCCUGCAGCCUACAAAUCACGCACCGACCUCUCCUCGCGUGUAGGCCACCUCAACCCACGAUGGAACGAGAACACCUCACCCGAAGACCAGGAUGCUCGAUUCGAAAAGGCGAGCCUGCUCGCGGGAACCGAAUUUUUCGAAAGGGUAGACUACGCCGUUCAGGCAUGGCUUCCCGCUCGUCAGGUGGUAAUCGACGCACUCGAGGCGCGCAACACGUUGAGCGGGGAUGCUCGCAUCCUCCUCUUCGAAGGAUACGCGAGCUGGAAGGAACAUCUCUUCACCCUCGAGGCCUCGCGCGAGCACACAGCCCCGGGAGAGGUAAUUUAUGUCGUCUACCCAGACGAAUCGGGCAAAUGGCGCGUCCAAGCCGUCCCUGAGUCUCCCGACUCUUUUGUAUCUCGCAAGGCGUUGCCCGAGGAAUGGAGGGGGGUGAGAGACGACAAGCUGAGCGAGGUUAGCGGGAUCGAGGGGUGCGUGUUCGUGCAUGCUAGUGGGUUCAUCGGCGGAAAUGCUAGCAGGGAGGGGGCCUUGAAGAUGGCCAAGAGGGGGUUGGAGGCGUGA